Lodderomyces beijingensis is the source of this 1743-nucleotide messenger RNA. Lineage: Eukaryota; Fungi; Ascomycota; Pichiomycetes; Serinales; Debaryomycetaceae. The record is from the annotation of a GenBank genome assembly.
AUGGGGGCUUCAAUUGACCGCGUCAAGCUGGAAAUUCAACCUGCUGAAAACCUGAGUGUUGAAAAAAUCGAGUAUGAUAACUUCUCCAUUGAUUCAGGACCAGGCUCAGGCUCGGUGGUUUCUUCAAAAUGCAAGCCACUUUAUACCAGUUUUAUUGACAGUUUUCGAAGAGCACCUCCUGCGACUGAAUUAGGGGGGAACAUGAAAAAGGCCAUCUCAAAGAGCGAAUUGCGGUUGAUGUCAUUGUCCACCGGGUUGGGCACCGGCUUGUUGGUUGCAGCAGGGUCGAAGUUGGGAGCUGCUGGACCCGCGGGGGUGUUGGUUGCUUAUUCCGUUGUCGGGUUUUUCAUGUUGAUCCCCAUGGUGCACUCGUUAUCGGAAUUGACGAUUGCUUACAGUGGUUUACCUGGUGGGUUUCAAUCUUACUAUGCCAAGUUUUUCGACGAAAGUUUGGCGUUUGCGUUGGGGUGGACCUAUGCUUUCCAAUGGAUAUGUAUCGUUAGUUUAGAAUUGGUCACCGCGUCCAUUACGAUUAAAUUUUGGACAACAUCGGUGCACCCUGAUGUCUGGGUUGUGUUUUUUUUGCUUAUUAUCGUUGGAAUCAACUUUGGAGGUUCAAAAGUGUAUGCUGUUUCCGAAGCCACUUUCAAUGCAAUCAAGGUGUUUACGCUUUGUGGGUUCAUCAUCUUUGGAUUGGUUAUUGACGUUGGUGGAGGACCAACUGGGUUUAUUGGAGGCAAAUAUUACCACAGCCCGGGUGCCUUUACUUCAUUCAAGGGCUUGGCCUCUGUGUUUGUCACGGGCGCCUUUUCGCUUGGUGGUUCCGAAUUCAUUUCGCUUUCAGCUGCAGAAACAAAGCACCCAAAGGCCUCGGUUCGAGCUGCGUCGAAAUUGGUUUACGUCAAGGUGAUUGUAUUGUAUGUGGGGUCAUUGGUGUUUGUCGGGUUGUUGGUUCCUCACGACUCGGACAGAUUGAUGGGCGCAGAGGGAACUGCAAGGCAUGCUUCGCCUUAUGUUUUGGCAGCCGAAUUGAACGGAGUCCGUGUUAUCCCCCACAUCAUGAAUGCCGUCAUUUUGAUCUCUGUCACCUCGGUGGGCACUGCAGCCAUGUAUAGCUCGCCAAGAUUGAUGCAAUCCUUGGCUGAACAAGGGUUGGCCCCCAAGUGGAUGAACUACAUUGACAGACAAGGCCGACCAUUGACAUGCUUGAUUGUCGUUGUCAUCUCGUCAUUUUUCGGCUUUAUUGCUGCUUAUGACAAGGAAGAAACGGUGUUUAUGUGGUUGAUGUCGAUUUCCGGGAUAUCGUUUGUCGUGUGCUGGCUCUUUAUAUGCUUGUGCCACAUUCGUUUCAGACAGGCCUUGAAGCACAAUGGCAUCCCCGUGAGCUCGUUGGCCUACGUGUCACCAACGGGGAUCAUUGGUUCCUACUUUGGAGCGGUUGUCAAUUUUUUGGUGUUGGUUGCCCAGUUUUACACGUCAUUGUGGGGCGGCCCCAACGGCGAGCCCAGUGCCCUUAGCUUUUUCGAGAAUUAUCUUGGAUUGCCCGUGCUCUUGAUCUUGUGGUUUGGUCAUAAGCUCUCGACGAAGAAUUGGAGGUUGUUUAAGUCCGUGUCUGAAAUUGACGUCAACAAGGACAGAGUGAUUCCAGACGGGGAGGUUAUCGAGGCUGAAAAAUUGGAGGAGAAGGAAAGGUAUCAACGUGCACCAUUCUGGAAAAAGGUCUUGAUCACCUGCUUUGACUAA